AUGAUGUUCUUCUAUGGGGACAAAAGAGUUGUCAUACCCCAGGAUCCUGAUAUGCGUACCAGGAUAGUAGAUGAGCUUCACGCUACACAUCCAGACAUAGUCAAGAUGAAAGCCCUAGCUCGAUCUUUUGUUUGGUGGCCCGGAAUAGACAGAUGUUUAGAGCAGAAGGUUCGUACGUGUUCAGUGUGCAAGGAACAUCAGAACAACCCUCAAGCAGCUCCUAUUCAUCCUUGGGAGUUCCCAGAGAGACCGUGGAUGAGAAUACACAUCGAUUACCCCUCAAUUGAGAACCAAGAUGUUCUGAUAGUCGUAGAUGCACAUUGCAAAUGGAUAGAAGCUGUUAGAGUUCCUAAUGCAACCGCUUCUGCCACAGUAACUGCUAUGAGACGCCUAUUUGCUACACAUGGGAUUCCGGAAACGUUGGUUAGUGACAAUGGAACUCAAGUCAGCUCAGAAGAAUUUACCAAAUUUCUCACUGACAACAACAUAGAACAUAUGUGCAAACUGCCCUCACCACCCAUCAAGUAA
Molecule: messenger RNA, 528 nt
Organism: Strongylocentrotus purpuratus (purple sea urchin)
Lineage: Eukaryota; Metazoa; Echinodermata; Echinoidea; Camarodonta; Strongylocentrotidae
Exons: 1
Coding region: 1-528 (175 amino acids)
Biological process (GO): DNA integration
Molecular function (GO): nucleic acid binding
Source: RefSeq, a predicted model, not a curated record